AUGGCGGGCAGCAGCGAUGACGGAUCCCCGGCUCCUAGGAGAGCGCGAGCCCCGACAAUCACUAUAGACACCACCGCUGUCGGUGGCUCCGCACCCGUGGACAUGUCUUCCGACAGACAGGCCCAGGCGCAAGGCCAGUCCAACUCGCCAGUGUCUCCCACGGACAAGGGUGAUAUCUCUCCGGCGACCGUGGUGGACCCGCUAGCCCGGAGUUGGACCGGGGGCCAUUCGGCGCGCAGCUCUAUCAGUGGCCGGCCCGAUUUCCAGACCUCACCCUCGUUCGAGAGCAAGGAAAGCCGUCCGACCAGCCCACAUAAUGUGUCGAGCCCCUCGAGGGCAAACGAACGCACCCAGGGCUUCCUCGCCGUCCCGCGCAACCACAGGUCUCGGCAGAACUCUGUCGACUCGGAUGAUGGCUCAAGGUCCAUGACGUCGACGCAGGGCGAAACCAUCGCCGUCUCGGGCUCGUACAGCACCGAGAAGCCCCGGAAAUCGACCGACAUGCCGUCUAAUGAUAAGAUCAGGAACGACCCCAACGCCCUCAAGCCGGACCUGGGCAAGGAGGAGUCGUUUGUGGUUACCAAUAACCCAUUUGCCUUCAGCCCUGGUCAGCUCAGCAAGAUGUUCAACCCCAAAAGCCUGUCAGCAUUCUACAAGCUUGGUGGUCUGAACGGCUUGGAAAAAGGCCUGCGGACCGACCGCAAGGCCGGCCUGAGUCUCGACGAGCUCAACGUUGACGGUGCCGUCUCUUUCGAGGAGGCAACGAAUACGCCCAACGCGAAGUUGAUGACCGAAGGCGCUGACGCCCCUCGUCGACCGCCGUCGCGGGCCGCCGACGGACAUGCCAGAAAUCACGAGCCCUUCUGCGACAGGAAGCGGGUGUACAACGACAACAGGCUACCAGAGAAGGAAGGCAAGACGUUGCUGCAACUGAUGUGGAUCACCUUCAACGACAAGAUCCUGCUCUUGCUGUCUGGAGCCGCCGCCAUCUCGCUUGGCGUCGGGCUGUACGAGACAUUCGGCCCCAGGGAGCACAAGACUGGGCCCGCAGUUGAGUGGGUUGAGGGCGUGGCAAUCAUCGUGGCCAUCGUCAUCGUCGUCCUCGUCGGUUCGCUCAACGACUGGCAAAAGGAACGUCAGUUCGCGAAGCUCAACAAGAAAAAGACGGACCGGCUUGUCAAAGUGGUGCGGUCCGGCAAAGCACUUGAGAUGUCCGUCUUUGACGUUUUGGUCGGUGACGUGAUGCAUCUCGAAACGGGCGAUAUGAUCCCUUGCGACGGAAUCCUGAUCGAGGGCCACAACAUCAAGUGCGACGAGUCUCAGGCCACGGGAGAAUCCGAUCUUAUCAGGAAGCGAGGCGCCGAAGAGGUCUAUUCGGCAAUCGAAAACAACGGCGACCUCAAAAAGAUGGAUCCUUUUAUCCAGUCUGGUGCUCGUGUUAUGGAGGGUGUCGGCACGUUCCUUGUUACGGCUACUGGCGUGAACUCGAGCUACGGCCAGACCCUCAUGUCGCUGCACGAUGAUCCCGAGAUCACGCCGCUGCAAUCCAAGCUGAACGUCAUCGCCGACUACAUCGCCAAGCUCGGAGGCGCUUCGGCUCUGCUCCUGUUCGUCGUCCUCUUCAUCCGCUUCCUCGUCAACCUCCCCAACGAGCCCCCUUCGGUCACUCCGGCCAUGAAGGGCCAGAGCUUCCUCGGAAUCUUCAUUGUUGUGGUCACCAUCAUCGUUGUUGCCGUGCCCGAAGGCUUGCCGUUGGCUGUAACUCUGGCCCUCAGUUAUGCCACGGCAAAGAUGGUGAAGCAAAACAACCUAGUGCGCCAACUCAAGGCUUGCGAGGUUAUGGGCAACGCGAACACUAUCUGCUCGGACAAAACCGGUACUCUCACUCAGAACAAGAUGAAGGUGGUGGAAGGCACGGUGGGCACUACCCAUCGCUUCAGCGCCGACGCAGGCUUGGAUCCCGAGCCGGGCUCGCCCUCAACCGAGAGCAAGCCUCUCAGCCCCACCGAGUUUACUGGUCUGCUGAGCGCGCCUGUCAAGGACUUGUUUGUUCAAUCAGUUGCCCUCAACUCGACUGCUUUCGAGGGUCAGGUUGACGGCGAGGAGAGCUUCGUGGGCUCCAAGACAGAGACGGCGCUGCUUCUCUUCGCCCGCGACCAUCUCGGCAUGGGUCCAGUCAACCAGGAGCGCGAGAACUCCAAGACGCUCCAGCUGUUCCCCUUCGAUUCUGGCCGCAAGUGCAUGGGAAUUGUCGUGCAGCUCCCCAACGGAAAGGCACGGCUUUACGUUAAGGGUGCCUCUGAAAUCCUCCUCGGAAAGUGCACCCACAUCCUGCGCGAUCCUUCCAAGGACGCCACAGCGACGGCUAUCACCGAAGACAAUAUGAAUGGGCUCAAGAUGCUUAUCGCGAGCUAUGCCCGCAAGUCUCUCAGGACCAUUGGCCUUUUGUACCGCGAUUUCGAUCGCUGGCCUCCGGCACGCGCGAGGCGCCACGAUGGGGAUUCCGAUGAGGUCGUGUUCGAAGACAUCUUCAGGCACAUGACGCUGCUGAGCAUCGUGGGCAUCAAAGACCCCCUGCGCGAGGGCGUCCGCGAGGCCGUGAAGGACUGCCAGCGCGCUGGUGUGGUUGUGCGCAUGGUCACUGGCGACAACGUCAUGACGGCCGAGGCCAUUGCUCACGACUGCGGAAUUCUGCAGCCCGACAGCAUCAUUAUGGAAGGACCCGAGUUCCGUAACAUGACCCAGGCGCAGCAGGACGAAAUCGUCCCCCGCCUGCAUGUACUGGCACGAUCGAGCCCUGACGACAAACGGAUUUUGGUCAAACGCCUCAAGGACUUGGGACAGAUCGUUGCCGUGACUGGAGAUGGAACCAAUGACGCUCCGGCCUUGAAAAUGGCGGACGUUGGCUUUUCCAUGGGUGUUUCGGGAACUGAGGUCGCCAAGGAGGCCUCCGCCAUCAUCCUCAUGGACGAUAACUUCAGCUCCAUCGUGGUGGCGCUGAAAUGGGGUCGUGCUGUCAAUGAUGCCGUCAAACGCUUCCUGCAGUUCCAGCUCACCGUCAACGUUACCGCCGUUCUACUCACGUUCGUUUCGGCCGUCUCCAACCCGCAUCAACAGGCCGUCCUGUCGGCAACUCAGCUCCUCUGGGUUAAUCUCAUCAUGGACACGCUUGCGGCACUCGCUUUGGCCACGGACCCUCCGCACCCGAGUGUGCUCGAUCGCAAACCGGAACCCCGCGGCUCGCCCAUUAUUUCUGUCACCAUGUGGAAGAUGAUUCUCGGCCAAGCCGUCUACCAGCUCUCAGUCACAUACCUCCUCUACUUCGGCAGGCGCAGCGUCCUCCCGGCAUAUGACCAGGAUGUUCAGGAAGCUCAGAUCGAGACCUUGGUCUUUAACACCUUUGUGUGGAUGCAGAUCUUCAACCAAUGGAACAAUCGUCGCCUGGACAACCGCUUCAACAUCUUCGAGGGCAUCAGCAAGAACCCCUUCUUUAUCAUCAUCAGCAUCGUCAUGUGCGGUGGUCAAGCCCUCAUUGCCCAGUUUGGUGGCGUCGCCUUCAACAUCGCUCCGACUGGCCAGACGCCUGCCAUGUGGGGUUAUGCCAUAUUCCUGGGCUUCUUGUCGAUUCCCUUUGGCAUGAUCAUUCGCCUUAUCCCCGACGCGCUUCUCGUGAAGCUCGUCCCCGAUUCGCUCAAGCGCCGGGCGCACAACAAAGUGCCCGGAGUAACCGUCUCGGACGACGAUGAGCGGUUCCAGGCCUACCCGACUCCGUUUGUCGAGGUCCGGGACGAGCUCGCGUUCCUCAAGCGAGUCAAGGGCGGCCGACUUAACAACUUGAAGUUUGCCAUGGCGCACCCGAGGGAGACGUUCCUGCCAAAGUACAAGAGCCCGUCUCAUUCGCGCACGCACUCCCGUUCGCACUCGAGAUCCGACUCGAUCCAGAUGCCGCACACACCGACUCGGGAGGAUAGCAUCGGCUCAUUCAUCGCCACGCCAGACUCGCGGAAGCGGUCGAGGUCUAUGAGGUCACGAUCCAACUCGGCCCUGGGAGCGGCGACGGUCAUGGCUGGCAUCGUUGCUGGCGGUAUUGGUGCCACGUGGUCGCCCAUCGACCGCGACCGCGACUUUGGAAUGUUCCCUCGGCAGCCGUCACCCCUUGUCAAGCGCAGCGACAGCGACCCGAUGGACAGCGCUGCCGCCGGCUCUUCAAGCAUGCUUGUUGAGAGCAACCUGACGGCCGAACCCCAGGAGAUCAGCGAGGCGCGCGACGAUGUCCCCACUCUCAGCGUCCCCAAGCCGCCGGCGGCACGUCAGAGCAAAGACAAUAGUGAAGCCUAG
Molecule: messenger RNA, 4338 nt
Organism: Gaeumannomyces tritici R3-111a-1
Lineage: Eukaryota; Fungi; Ascomycota; Sordariomycetes; Magnaporthales; Magnaporthaceae
Exons: 3
Coding region: 1-4338 (1445 amino acids)
Biological process (GO): intracellular calcium ion homeostasis; calcium ion transmembrane transport
Cellular component (GO): intracellular membrane-bounded organelle; membrane
Molecular function (GO): ATP hydrolysis activity; ATP binding; P-type calcium transporter activity
Source: RefSeq, a predicted model, not a curated record